GGGCGAGGAGGAGAACGUAAGGAAAAUACUUCCCAAUCCCUUGAGGGCAGCACCAGCGGCCCCUUGGAGCCACUCUGCCCUUGCCCUCCUAUCCUCGCUCACUCACUCCCUCGCUCACUCGCUCUCACCUCUCAUUGCUUACCAUACUCUCUUCUAUCCGUUUUUACAUGCACACCGGUGGGAGUACAUUCCAGUACAGUGCACUGUCCACCCGAACUGUGGGCGUACAUAUCGGAGACACAUUAACUACAAAUGCCGAUACACAUCCAGCGUACACCAUUCACAUACAUCCACUACUGGUAUUCACUUACACAUACGCAUACACACGCAGACAGCCAGGCCAUCCGUAACCCGCAAUCCAACCCACACCUUCACUUCCUUCCCCCACCACCACCACCAUCACCAUCGGCGACCCAUUAACCCCCUUCUCACUCAAAGCCUCCCCCGCGUGCCCGGUUGUCACACUUGUCCUUUUCUAAGGGUUUAUCGCUGGAAUAUCGUCAUUUUCAUCUCCCUUUUCAGGCACAUUGGUAACCUUUGGCCUACACCAAACGGCAUCACUCCUUCCGAACACACUGAUUUUUCUGUCAUUUUCUGCAACACGGUCUACAUCAAAGGAAAUCCUUGAUUCUUUUUACACUCCCUUGGCACUACCGUCAUUGCGGGUGAUCACCCUCACAAAAUUCGAUCCACGGGACCCUUUGAACAAUUUGCUUUGCUAUGUGCGUGGAGGACGAGUCUGGUUCUGAUAUCGCCGCCGCCAACUCUCACCGCCAGUGACUUCCUUAGCAACCGGUUUCAACCACCCCUCAUCCUCCUCCCAAACAAUUAUUCCGAAUCUGUAAAGCGGCACCCCGUUUUCGUGUUCUUCUUACGACCAGGGGAUCGAGGACUUGGAGUGGUGACUAUCCCUUUUGGCAUUUUAUUUUUCAACUGGAAAAUUUCCUGCUUUUGUAAUCUGGGUUCUUCCUUGACCGUAUUCGGUUUAGCUACGCCGAGUUUCGUGUCGGUUAUUAUUAUUGACCCCCCAGAAAGACAUUUUGGUGUCAUCUGGGGGCUGCAUUGGCUGCCCGAAGAUAGUUUGCCGUGCGCCGAUUGACGCGGCGGGCGUCACUUAGUUGGGCUGUCUGGUAGAUCUCUACGAUUGUGUCCUCUUCCAUCAAAGCCGAAUCCCACACCCUGGGUUUCUAGAUACCGUACUUAACGAAGUUCCUUCAGAUUAGAACGCCAUCAAUCUUGCAGCCAUACUUCCCCAUCGUCUAGACAGCUUUAGCCACCCUGGGGCUGGACUCACCUCCCUCCCCUUCGUUUUUUAUUAUUACUCGGAUUGGAGAGGGAGAGCGGCACGACGCUUCAAUUUCGACAAGUUUUUUUUUAGUCUGAGACUUUUGUUAUGGUCUGGGCCUGUUCGUACACAUCGACUGCGUUCUUGCAACAUCGACAGCUUGAACGUUGGCGACCCAACUACACUUUUAUCGGUUUCCGUUCCUGAGCUGAACUUAUUAACAUACACUGCUACUGUUGUGGUAAAGAGACGCAGUAGCAAGAGGGUCUCUGGGCGCCUGGUAACUUUGAUAUACCAUCUGGGGAAAUCCCUCUUUCUCGGAGGUUAUUUCGCCCAGGUGAUAAACAGUUGUGUAUAUGACAGAUCUGGAGGAGGUUUUGGCUCGACUGGGACUCUCGCAGUACCUAGGGCGGCUUAGCGAAGAGGGGUUUGAAAAAUGGGAGGCCGUAAUGGAUAUUACAGAACAGGACCUGUGAGAUAUCCCUCCUCCCGUUUUUGAUAUUUUUGUGCAGGGUCUUCUAACUACAGCCCUUUAGGACUUUCCUGGGUUUCAAGUUAGGUCAUCGAAGGGUGAGUUAAUAUUCUUGUAUAACCAUUCAUCUACCUUUGGUGGCUAUAUUUUGGCGGCGCUGCCUUGCUCCUUUCUUCUAUGCAGGGCUUUGAUGUCGACAUGCGCACCCAUUUUUUCCCUUCUUUUCCCGGGGGCGAUGGCAACAAAGAAUACAGAGUGGUGCAGUCGCUGACCUCGUUUCCAACGCUAGCUUUUGCAACGGGAGAUUGCGAGCGCGAGAGGAAUUCCACCAACGCAAGCAUUGACAUCCGUCCACAACUAUCCUUCCGACGACAUUGAGCCUGAGGAUAGGUCAUCACCAAAGCCCUUUAAGCAGGAUUCUGGAAAAGGUAUUGCACCCACGGGAAAAAGAAAGUAUAGACGCCAUCCAAAGGUACCACUGCGCAGAACAAAGGACUCCCAACUUCUAGCAUCAGAAAAACCGUUUGCUAACGUUGUGUCGAAUGCAAGCCUGAUGAACAUGCGCCGGAAAAGCCUCCCUCCGCGUACGUCAUGUUUGCAAACCGUGAGCAUUCCUUUACUCGAGCCUGAUGAUGAUGCCCUGCUUUGGGGUGCUGACCUUCGUUUCAGGUGUUCGAGACGAACUUAAAGGGCAAAAUUUAUCAUUCACUGAUAUCGCGAAGCUUGUUGGCGAAAAGUGGAAAGUUCUGGAUCCGGAGAACAAGGAAUCAUAUGAGCAUGAAGCCUCGAUAGCCAAGGAGAAGUACAACUCAGAACUACUAGAGUACAAGAAGACAGACAGCUACAAAGAAUACAUCCAGUAUCUCUCAGACUUCAAGUCCAAAGCGAGCAAAGAAGGUAGGGAAGGGAGCGGUAAGAUCCACGAGACUUCCGACCUUUCCACCACUGCUCACUCUCCCACAGAACAAGCUGAAGCCAACCGGAAGAGGCCAAAGCUUGAGAGUGUUUCAACUGCUGGUGCUGUAGGGUCUGCCGGUGCCAGCAAUUCAGUUAGUGCGGCGAGUGGGAUAAGUGCGACUGCGCCUCCUGUGCUUGGGCUUGGUAGAGGGAGUGGUCCUACUGGUUUGGGAGCAGCUACAUCGUCUGACCAAAGCGCUUAUACAUCUCCUUCUAGCCAUGAUUCAGGCACAUAUCACCCUUCAGGCGCCCAAUCCGUGCCCACCUCGGCAUCGAGGGCAUAUCCGGUUUCACCCGCACGCCGCUCCGGAUCGCCCUCUGAUGUCGCGCGAUACAAAGACGCCGUCAUAAGAUCCACCCAACAGCAACAGCAGGAGGCAUUUGUUACACCAGUAACUGAGUCUGAGUCUCCUUUCUUUACUCGAAUUCACCCUACUAUCCAAGGCCCCCACAUCCAACAGCAGUCUUCAUUUAUGAGGCACCAACCGCCCCCAUUGGGCGCCCAACCUAUAUCCAGGACAGGGCCACCUGUACCAAAUCCUGCAAUGAGGAGGGCCAGCCUGCGGUCUGACGAAACCCUGCCCUCCACCCCGGUUUCCAUGAGCAGCGGAAGUUCCUCGGUGCAAUCACUAACAUCUUCUGUCUCUUCUUUCGACGACAGCGGCCGCUCCCACCGUGCGCUUCCUUCUCUGCCCCCACCUACACCCGGGCCCUCUCCUGGGUCCGGAUAUUUUGACCAGAGACCGCAUCGACCUCCCGCACCACCUACACGCUCUCCCCGCACCUAUCAGCAGAGUCUCCCCCCGCCGCCAACGCCAACGGGCAUAUCCCCAUUCCAUGGCCAUCAGGCCUCAAGCUCUCAUGCAUCAUCAGCCCCGAGUCAAUUGGGGCCAGAGAGCGUUGAUACUUCAGUUGGUGCGAACACAGGAGGUAUAAACCCGUCUCCUCCCCAAUCCAAACCACCAUCUCAGCUGUGA
This is a messenger RNA of Tuber aestivum (summer truffle), 3691 nucleotides long. The record is from the annotation of a GenBank genome assembly. NCBI's taxonomy places the organism in Eukaryota, Fungi, Ascomycota, Pezizomycetes, Pezizales, Tuberaceae.